AUAGGAGGCGGGGGCGGGGCUGAGAAUGCUUUGAACACAGAUGCGGAGCGGCUCUUCUGCUGUGAGCGGAGCGCCAGUGAGACGAACAGAACCAUGACUGCGAACGCAUACGACGUGAUUGUGAUUGGCGGAGGCAUCUCAGGUCUGAGUGCCGCCAAGCUGUUGGUGGAGAGUGGCCUGAAUCCUGUGCUCCUGGAAGCCAGAAACCGUGUUGGUGGAAGAACCUACACUGUUCAGAAUAAGGAGGCCAAAUGGGUGGAUCUGGGAGGAGCGUACAUUGGGCCCACUCAAAACCGCAUCCUGAGGAUAGCCAAACAGUACGGCGUGAAAACAUACAAAGUCAACGAGGAGGAGUCUCUGGUUCACUAUGUGAAGGGCAAAUCAUAUCCAUUCAAAGGGUCUUUCCCUCCAAUGUGGAACCCUCUUGCCUACCUGGACUACAACAACCUCUGGAGGACAAUGGACAAGAUGGGAAUGGAGAUUCCUAAAGAAGCUCCAUGGAGGGCCCCUCACGCGGAAGAGUGGGACAAGAUGACCAUGCAGCAACUCUUUGACAAAAUUUGUUGGACCAGCUCUGCUCGUCGCUUUGCCACUCUGUUCGUCAAUGUGAACGUGACCUCCGAGCCCCAUGAGGUGUCUGCUCUGUGGUUCCUUUGGUACGUCAAGCAGUGUGGAGGCACCAUGAGAAUCUUCUCUACCACAAAUGGGGGCCAGGAGCGCAAGUUUGCCGGAGGUGCCAAUCAGAUCAGCGAGGCAAUGGCGAGAGAGCUGGGUGACCGUGUGAAGCUGGGCAGAGCUGUCUACAGCAUUGACCAGACUGGAGACCUGGUGGAGGUCAGGACCGUUAAUGAGGAGAUAUACAAGGCCAAAUAUGUUAUACUUGCCAUACCACCAAGCCUGAACUUAAAAAUCCAUUUCAACCCUGAACUACCGCCUCUGAGGAACCAGCUCAUUCACAGAGUCCCCAUGGGCUCAGUCAUCAAAUGCAUGGUGUACUACAAAGAGAACUUCUGGAGGAAGAAGGGAUACUGUGGCACCAUGGUGAUUGAGGAGGAGGAAGCACCUAUUGGUCUCACUCUUGACGACACUAAGCCUGAUGGGUCUGUGCCUGCUAUAAUGGGUUUCAUCCUGGCACGAAAAUCCAGGAAAUUAGCAGGCCUGACGAAAGAGGAGAGAAAGAGAAGGAUCUGUGAGAUUUAUGGUCGUGUGCUUGGCUCAGAAGAAGCGUUAAAUCCUGUGCACUACGAGGAGAAAAAUUGGUGUGAGGAAGAGUACUCUGGUGGCUGCUACACUGCCUACUUCCCCCCUGGUAUCAUGACACAGUAUGGCAGGGUUCUGAGGGAGCCGGUGGGCAGGCUGUACUUUGCAGGAACUGAAACGGCCACAGAGUGGAGCGGUUACAUGGAGGGGGCCGUGCAAGCUGGAGAGAGAGCCAGUAGAGAGAUUUUGUGUGCAAUGGGAAAACUCCAUGCGAGUCAGAUCUGGCAGUCAGAGCCUGAAUCAUUGGAUGUCCCGGCCCGGCCAUUUGUCACCACAUUCUGGGAAAGGAACUUGCCAUCGGUUGGGGGAUUCUUUAAAUUCAUGGGCGUGUCCUCCUUCCUGGGUCUGGCCACAGCAGCAGGAUUGGUUGCCUACAAGAAGGGGCUCCUCCCACUUUCUCCACCUGUUCUCUGAGCUGGCCUUGUGAUUGUGGCGUUCACUCACCUGAUCACGGUCAUAACGCUGCCUGGGUGUGUGGCAUGGUUACUUAGAGGAGAAUUGACACACAAUUGCUCAGUCAUAGUUAAAAAUUAACCAAGUGAUUAUUAUGGAAUAAUGAGUAGCUACUAAUUGAUAAUGUGGGAGUUUUUGCCCUAUCAAAGAGUUCACUAGCCACAUUAAAGGAACCGAGCAUGUGACAUUCCACAACCAUUUAUUAUGUGUGAGAGCGUGUGUGUUUUUCACCAGUCUUAUUGAUUACCUCUGCUAAUUUCAGGUGCUGUUCUCAGGAACUCGUUAAUUAACCUUCCGAAAUAUUGAAGUUAACAUUACAGAGAUUAGAUUAGCAUUUAGCAAUGCAUUUUAUGGUACUCUAUAACAGAGACUUUGAGAAUAUCUUCUCUAGAUCACUACACAACACAACACAGAAGCUGUAUUAGCUUUAGCACAAUUCACUAUAUCAUUCGUAAGAGAAGCAGAGGCUGUUCAUAUCACAUUCAUUAUCGAUUCUCAACAUACAGUGUUACACAACAAUUAGUACAUACUGGCUUUAUGUGUCUGGUAGUAUAACGAAGUGAAGUCUAUCAGUCGUAGAGCCCUGAUUUGAAGGUUGUCCCAGUGUUUUAUAUAAUUUCUAAAAGCUGCUGUGUGAUUGAAUUAUAUGAAAGCAUUUGAAUGUACUUUUACAUCGUCAAUGUUUUUCAUGUAUACUUGAAAUAUAAAUUUGUUUUCAACCAUCCAUUGUUUAACAGUUCUCCAAUUCCAUAGUAUAUUAUUAAUAGUAAAAUAAAAAUGAUAAAAUGUAAUUAAAUGUUAAUUUGCAGAGAAAUGUAAAACCUGUUUAUCUCAA
Carassius carassius (crucian carp) is the source of this 2548-nucleotide messenger RNA. It is a transcript of the gene maoa, whose product is annotated as monoamine oxidase. The record is from RefSeq and is a predicted model, not a curated record. Gene Ontology annotation, molecular function: oxidoreductase activity. NCBI's taxonomy places the organism in Eukaryota, Metazoa, Chordata, Actinopteri, Cypriniformes, Cyprinidae. Bases 94 to 1674 code for a protein of 526 amino acids. The transcript is spliced from 15 exons.